This is a messenger RNA of Suillus plorans, 1356 nucleotides long. RefSeq lists its product as uncharacterized. The record is from RefSeq and is a predicted model, not a curated record. Bases 143 to 1219 code for a protein of 358 amino acids. The transcript has 3 exons. Lineage: Eukaryota; Fungi; Basidiomycota; Agaricomycetes; Boletales; Suillaceae.
CACGCCCGAGUUUGUGUCAAAUCAUGUACUCAUCGGAAAAUCGACGUUUCGCUCCUCACUCUUGUCAACAAAGUUCCCCGACAUCAAUCUUUCAUCUCUUCUCCCCGCUCGUUGUUUCUCCCGACGCGUUAUCCACAAUCCGAUGAGGACGCAGCUCACGGGUCACCUGAGAAGUUUUCUCUCUCGCCUAGCCCCUCGCAUCAUCAUUGACUACAUGAUCCCCCUCUGUCUUCAUCCCACUUCCUCGCCCCGAUUGACCAUCUCCCAUGUCCAACAGCCGACGACAGUAUCAGGCGAUGUCCUCCUCCCACUUCUCAUAUUUGCCAUUGUUAAAUCAGACCUCGCACGCCUGGUCUCGCGCACCCAGCGUUACCAUAAUGCUGUGUUCGCUGGUGAAGAGGAGUGGUACUGUUUGAUCAAUUUGAUGGGCUGUCAUGCGAGUUUUUGGAGAAUGUGGAUUUUGGUGCUGUGGGUGUCGAGGAAGGCGUUGGUAUUCACCAGGGACCUCGCCCAAAUCGCGACGGUUCGCACUACAUUUCCACCAGACAUACCUGUAGACGUACCCGGUAGCCUCCGCGGACGUGAAGAACAAGGUUUCGACGCCAUCGCAGGGUCCACUAUCAAAGUCAUCUCCGGUGUCGUCGACAGCUCAUUUAACGCCACAUACUCUGCUCGUUCUUAUCAUCUGCCCCACCUUAGCAUCUGCUCCGACUUCAGCUUUGCCUCGAGAUUCACAUCUACAGCCACCGGAGACCAGUCACGGGUGGUGAAACAUGGGGCUGUUGAAGUAAGAGAGUGGGUUCUCGAUUGCGGAUUUGGUGCCGGGGAUGAAGGGGAAGGGGGUGGAUGGGGUGGAGCUGAAGAAGAAGAACAUGUCCAUAAAGCAAGAAUUCUUCGAAGCUUCGAGAGCAUGAUGGGCGGGAAUAGUGGGAAAGCACGAAAAAAUAAGCUUGCUUCGCUGAGCUUGACAGGAUCGACUGGUACAGGUGCCACAGUGGCUUCAAUUGAGGCUGUUAGGAACGGAUGCACACGGUCAUCUUCAUGCAUUAAAGUCGUUGGUGCUCUAUCUAUAAUUUAUAAUUUACAAUUGCAUCAUGCCGCAGAUGGCAUCGCCCUCCAUCUCACGUUCCUCACUGCUCCUCCCCUUGCACCACAGCUGAGUACUGAAGGCCGGCUGCCGCACCUUCAUUUCGAGUUCGAUGCUGCCAUCAAAUGUUGAAACUCGGAGCUUUCGAGAUGUGGGAAUCUCAGCCCAGCCUAUCAGCUCUAUAACUUGGCGAAAGACAUGAUGCAAGAUCUGAAGCUGAGUGAAUUCGUAUCGCUGACACUAAGGCAGACAGGAUCAGCAACGGUAUA